GUUCACGUGAUUGGGCCUGGCGAGGGAGUUCGCCUCAGCGCGCGGCGGCUACUUCCGGUGGCGGCUGUCAGGAGGGCUCCCUGCUUCCCUCCCUCCCUUCCUCUCCGCGCCCCGUCCCUUUCCCGAGCGCUGCCUGAGGCGAUGGCGAGCGACGGCGAGAGCGUCCCUGCUGCGGCGGCGGAGGAGCCGGUGUCCGGUCCCGGAGGCUCAGCCUUCGAGGCCGCUGAGGAGGAGGAGGAGCAGGAGGUCUCGGCCCUGGCGGUGCGGCUGCGGCGCCGCCUGAGGGGCUGGGAGCCCACCGUGGCCGCCGUUCAGCGGCUCCUGGUCUGGGAGAGGCCGCCGCAGAGCCUGGCCGGGGCCGCCGCGCUCGGAGCCGCUCUCUGGCUGUUCUCCUCCACUUCAUUGCGUCCCCUGUUCCUCCUCAGCACUGGUCUUAUUGGUGUUCUUCUGCUGGAGAGAUGGAAGCCACAAUUCCUAUUGGAUAUCUCAGCUCAACCCUUGGAAGAACCUGGAGGAGACAGUGAUAGUGAAAUGACAGGAGCACAACCUCAUUUGCUCAGUGUCCCAGAGCUCUGCCGGUGUCUGGCUGAGAGUUGGAUUACAUUCAGGCUGUACCUAUGGGAGCUAUUGCAAUACAAGAGGCAAAACCCUGCCAAGUUCUGUGCGAGGGUCUGCUCAGGAUGUUUGAUCCUAGUAGUAGUGGGACACUAUGUUCCAGGAAUAAUGAUCUCCUACAUUGUCUUGCUCAGUAUCUUGCUGUGGCCACUGGUGGUAUACCAUGAGCUUAUCCAAAGGAUGUAUACCCGCUUGGAGCCUGUCCUCAUGAAACUGGACUACAGCAUGAAGGUGGAGACCUUGCAUCUUAAACAUGAAAAGAAAAAGCGUCAAGGAAAGAGUGAGCCAGAAGCGGGUAAUGAGCCAAUGGCAGAGACGGAAAGCGAGAGUGAGGCAGAACUGUCCGGCUACUCUCCAGUGGUGGAUGUGAAGAAGACAGCUCUGGCAUUGGCAAUCACAGACUCAGAGCUUUCAGAUGAGGAGGCCUCUAUCUUGGAGAGUGGAGGUUUCACCGUCUCUAGAGCAACUACACCACAGCUGACAGAUGUAUCUGAAGAUUUGGAUCAACAAAGCCUGCCCAGUGAGCCUGAAGAGUCCUUCUCCAAGGACAUGGCGGAGUUCCCCUCCGUGGAAGAGUUUCAUUCCAGAGACUUGGGACCACCCAGUGAGGAUGACAAUUUUGCGGUGCCUGCUCAUGCUGCCCAGCAGUUGGACUCUGCUCAGGAAGAAGCGGUGGCAACAGCGGCCCUGAUUUCGGACCCAUCCAUCCUGUGCCUGGCCUCACCCCUCCAUUUUGUAAAUACGCAUUUCAAUGGGAAUGGGCAGGCGGUGGCAGGAGCAGCUCCUGAGCUCCAGGCUGCCUCCUCAAGAGGCCUGGGGCUGCACAUUGAUUCCCUGAGCCAAGAGAUCGUCUCCACUGCUAUCAGUACCGUAGUGCAAAACACCCUGUCAGCCCUGCUCCGCUCCUCUGAGGACAGUGAGGGGCCUUCCCUCUCAGAGUUCCUGCCCACUGAGCCUGAGGAGAGACUCAGUUUCCAGACGCAGCUGUCUGAGAGUGAGGAGGUCGCCGCAGCUUCCCUCGCUGGUGAGGAGGAGGAAGCAGAUGACUUCGAGCUGCUUGAUCAGAGGGAGCUGGAACAGAUGGAUGCAGAGCUGGGCCUGUCUGGAGAAGCCACAGCUCCAGAGGCUUCUCCUCUUCCUCCUGAAGAAGAAUCACCGCCUGGCUCCUAGGUCCUGCUGUUCUCCUGCAUUUGAAUAGCUGCAAGGAAGGACAAAUAAACACGUGGCAGGGUUUGAUCUAUGCUGACAAGAGAUGGCAGAGCAUCUACAUUCACAGUGUUAUGUCUGGAAUAGUGAAUUGUUGCUCCCCAUCCCCUUCUUCUUCCUGUGUUGACCUUCCCAUCAGGUCACUGUGUCCACCCGUGCUUCCUAGUGACAAUGCAGUCUUCUUGUUUGCUGCUGCAGUCUUUUUGUCUUUGUCUUUGUUUUGUUUUUUUGCACACCGCAUCUAGGUAUACCUGCUGCUCAUCCCUCCCCACCCAGGAGGAGGUUGAGUGGUUUUAUUAGAUGGGACGGUUCGGUCUAAAUUGUAAAUAAAAUUAUUAAUACAUUGGUUGUUUAGUUCAAGAAGAAUGAAGAAUUGUUAUAUGGAAAAAUUAGUUGGUGAGAGCUCCCCCUCCCUUUAUAUAGAAACCUGGAUGGGGAAGGGAAACAGUCUCAAAGGAGACAACCAUCAUUUUGCUGUCAGAAUGAGAGGAAAGGGCACACUUGGGCUUUCCGACCCACUUUACACCAUGUAGCAAUACCUUUUUCAGUUUCAAGCAUUGUUUUUCCUUCUCCAUCAUUUUAACCACCUCACCUAAUAUCCUCCCUGUAGAAAUAUGUCUAUGAUAGACCUGGGUUAGGCUUCAGGAGAGGAGAGCCCAGUCGGUUCUGAACGGCAAGUUAGGAUUUUUGAAGCCUCUUUAAUUUACUUUUAAAAAAAUACAACUUAAUUUGAGGUAGUCUGAAAGCUUCCUUUUUUGCAUUCUGCUGCCACUGCACUUUAAAUACAAAAUACUCCUAUUUGUGCUUGUUCUUACCUUGUCCUCAAACCUGACCAAACCAAUCCUGCUUAGUGAUUUACCCUGGGCUGCAUAGAAGCUUUUAUUUCCCUUGGUCUUGUUCCUGGGAGAUGGAAGGAACAACUUGAGAAGAAAUUAUAUGUCCGAGAUAGCAGAAAGAACCCCCAGAGUUUCUGUGGGGCAAGCCCUCUAAUUUCUCCUUCUGCCUCUUUCAAUGUGCUAAAUAUUUCUCCCUUUAUAGUUUUUUUCUCUAGUUAAAGUAGUGUGCCUACUUGUGUUCUCAGGACAUGGGAGGAGUGUUUUGCUGUUAUUACACCAAAGGUGGUUAAUUCCUGUGGAGGGUGCUUCUUGCACAGCUUUACAGUGCUUUUUUUUAAAAAAAUGGAAAUCUAGUUGGAACUACUAAGUAACACAAUCUUUGAAAAUGUGAUUUUAAAAAAUUACACCCAUAAAUUUACGACCAUAUGGUGGUUUUUAUUAUAUAGAAGCAGAUCUCUCUUGCCCAUCCAGAGUGCAUCACAUAGGUGUAUUGCAAGACUAUGUUUUGCUUCUGGCAAUCCCCUCCAGCCAGGUGGAAACAGUUUAUUGUCUGGAAGAGUUUUCCUUUUUGUCUGUUCUCCAGGGAUUGCAGUGUAGGAUAUGGCAGUGAUAUUGCAAACUGAUUUGUGAAUUGCUCAUUAUCUCACUGUGUAAAGUGUUCAGGGAUGGGCACUUCCUGAUGCUCCUGAUUCUCUAAUAAGAGCAAACACAGCUUAGUUUUAUAGAUCUUAACCCUCAACCUGGGAUAGCUUUGCUGCAGACUUCAGUAUUUUAGCUGCACCCAAUAAUAUUUUCCAAACUGUAAGGCUUUCUUUCCUUUGGUCUAUUUCGGAAGACAUUUGUUGUGUUAUUCAGUUCCGGCACCCCAAGAGUAAGUUGGAUUCCUUUUCUUGGUUUCUCAAAUGGAUUUCUUGGAAUCUACUUGUGAUUUUCUUCGCAGGAUUGACUCUUAUUCUGUCCUGUGUUGCCUGAUCCGCAACCUCCCUUGAUCAAAUGUUGUGGAGGUACAGCUGUUAAAAAAACAGCAUCCUCUUAAUGUCUGCACUUUGGAAAUGGGAAGCCGUGUGGCACUGAGUGUGAUGCUUGCCCACCUCUGUUUUAUGUCCUGAGCACAGAUUUUCCCACCUCCUCUUGAUAACCGGAAGUUCUUGUUUUUUCCUUCUGGUAAAGGAGGCAUGUGAUGUAUUGGUAUUUCUCUCUGGAGCACUAAGCACUCCUUCUUUCUUUGGGUGGCAACAGUGCCAUGUUGCUCUGGGACUGGGGCCUCCUAAUGAAGGACUAGAAGAUUGCUGGUGUUACCUAGGAAAGGUGGAGGGCUUUAAACUGUGUAGCAGUGUUUAUUCUAUGGCUAAAUAUUUAAAAAGUAAAAUGUAGUCUUUUAAAUAAAAAAAUGAAAGAUGUGAA
Messenger RNA from Anolis sagrei ordinatus, 4061 nucleotides. It is a transcript of the gene RETREG2, whose product is annotated as reticulophagy regulator family member 2. Gene Ontology annotation, cellular component: membrane. Lineage: Eukaryota; Metazoa; Chordata; Lepidosauria; Squamata; Anolidae. The record is from RefSeq and is a predicted model, not a curated record.